Molecule: messenger RNA, 2152 nt
Organism: Gracilinanus agilis (Agile Gracile Mouse Opossum)
Lineage: Eukaryota; Metazoa; Chordata; Mammalia; Didelphimorphia; Didelphidae
Gene: TMEM87B
Product: transmembrane protein 87B
Exons: 20
Coding region: 1-1830 (609 amino acids)
Biological process (GO): retrograde transport, endosome to Golgi
Cellular component (GO): membrane; Golgi apparatus
Source: RefSeq, a predicted model, not a curated record
AUGGCCGCCUGCUGCCAACUCCGGGGGAAGCGGCUCCCGGAUCCUAACCGGAGCAGCCGUGGUCCCCGCCCCUCCCGCCGCCGCUUUUGCAGUUCGCCACACCGGCUCCCCCCCGGCCACCGCAGCGCGCUUUCGCUGCUGCUCUUCCUCCUCUGCUGGCUGUGCGGAAGCGCGGGGGCCGCCCCGGAGCCAGGGCGCUGGGCCGUUACCGUCAGCAAUGGAUCAAGACCAUUAAUAUUUAGGAAAACUAUGUUUAAUUCUACUGAAAUCAAACUUAAAAUUAAGUCAUUCAGCUGUCCUGAGCCUGUGAAUUUUACCAUAGAAUGGCAUUUGAAAUAUCAUGCAUGUCACAAUGAAUAUACUAAGAUGGAAGAACUGUUAGACAAACACAUUCUUAGUGGCAACGAAGACUUCUGUAAUGAUUAUUUCCAAGGAAAACAAUGUCGCAAGCAAAAAAGUGAACAUUUGAAUUGUGACAGCAGUUUACAGAUGUUUCCUAUGUUGAGUAGUAAAGAGCAAACAGUAAUAAAUAUGAAAAAGUUUCCAGAUUUGCAAGGAUCAAUGGAUGAUGUUGUAGCCACAACAUGGAGGGAUGGACCACAUCUCUUUAUUGUUUCUUUUAAAACAGAAAAAGAAGAUACAAACUGGAAUUUGAAUGUUUCUCUUUCGAUGGUGGGCCUUCAUGGAUAUAUCUCUGCAUCAGAAUGGCCUUUAAUGAUUUUUUACAUGGUGAUGUGCAUUAUUUACAUUUUAUAUGGUAUACUCUGGCUGAUGUGGUCUGCCUGUUAUUGGAAGGAUCUAUUAAGGAUUCAAUUCUGGAUUGCUGCUGUUAUUUUCCUGGGAAUGCUGGAAAAAGCAGUAUUUUAUGCGGAAUAUCAAAAUGUCAAUACCACAGGACUGUCUUCCCAAGGCUUAUUAAUGUUUGCUGAGCUGAUUUCUGCAAUUAAGAGAACAUUAGCACGCCUCCUGGUUAUUAUUGUGAGCUUGGGCUAUGGCAUUGUGAAACCCCGUUUAGGAACAGUUAUGCAUCGAGUGAUCGGACUGGGUGCUCUUUACUUCAUUUUUGCAGCUAUUGAAGGCAUUAUGAGAAUUAUUGGGGGUCCUAACCAUGUAGCUGUUCUCAUUUGUGACAUUAUUUUAGCAAUCAUUGACUCCAUUUUUGCAUGGUUCAUAUCCUUUACUGCAAAAGAAUCUGAUCUUGUUCCUCUGGCCAGCAUCCCUUUGGCUUUGCUUGAUUCUGGCUUAUGCUGUAUGUAUGUGUACAUAUUUGUAAGUUUGGCACAAACAAUGAAGACGCUUAAACUAAGGAAGAACACAGUGAAAUUUUCACUCUAUAGACACUUCACAAAUACUUUGAUUUUUGCUAUAUUGGCUUCUAUAAUAUUUAUGAUAUGGACAACUAAAAAGUUUAGAUUAGCAGAAUGUCAGUCUGAUUGGAUGGAACUCUGGGUUGAUGAUGCAUUUUGGAGAUUCCUUUUCUCUCUCAUUCUUCUAGUAAUAAUGUUUUUAUGGAGACCAUCAGCAAAUAAUCAAAGGUAUGCCUUUACACCCUUAAUAGAUGAUUCAGAUGAUGAAAUUGAAGAAUUCACAGUAGUAUCUGACAAUUUAGCUGAAGGCAUAAAGUUAAGAGCUUCAAAAACUGUUUCCAAUGGAACAGCUGUACCUGCUUCUUCUAAUAGUGUUGAUGAAGAUUUGAAGUGGGUAGAAGAAAAUAUUCCUUCCUCCUUCACAGAUGUAGCUCUUCCAGUUUUAGUGGACUCAGAUGAGGAAAUAAUGAUGACCAAAUAUGAAAUGUCAGAAAGAAUGUUAUCUUCAGAAAAGAUAAUGUGAUUAGAGCCUGCAUAAAUGAAGCCUAGUUAAUGGCAAAGAAUUAUUCUUAUCCGAGCCCUAAGAAAUCUUCACCAGCUAUGCAUAUAUGUUUAUAUGUAUUGUUAGUGUCCAGCCAUCUGGCCUUUUUGUUUUGCAUACACGACACACCUAUCUCCUGAUUCUCUGCUGUUUGGGCUGCCCCCCAUAUCUGGAAUGCCUGUCCUCCUUCAGUCAUCUCCGCUUCUUAUAGUACUUGUUUUUUUUUCAAGACUCAAGCACUGCUUGCUACAAAAGGUCUUUCCUGGUCAUCUAUCUCACCCAGCUUCGAGUGCCUUCCUCCUAA